Messenger RNA from Monoraphidium neglectum, 624 nucleotides. RefSeq lists its product as hypothetical. Gene Ontology annotation, cellular component: SCF ubiquitin ligase complex. NCBI's taxonomy places the organism in Eukaryota, Viridiplantae, Chlorophyta, Chlorophyceae, Sphaeropleales, Selenastraceae. The record is from RefSeq and is a predicted model, not a curated record. Gene Ontology annotation, biological process: SCF-dependent proteasomal ubiquitin-dependent protein catabolic process. Bases 1 to 624 code for a protein of 207 amino acids. The transcript is spliced from 2 exons.
AUGUUGCGGCCUGCCGAGCACGCUGCCGACGACGCCGUUAUUCUCACCGCCGCCCCCUCCCUGGCCGCCCUCACCGCGCUGCGCCUCGCGCGCUGCCCCGGCGUCACCGACGCGUCGCUCGCGGCCGUCGCGCGCGCCUGCCCCGCCCUGGUUGAGCUCGACGUGUCCGGGGCGCGGCAGGCCGUCACCGACAGGGGCGUCGCGGCGCUCGCCGCCCUCUCCCGGCUGCGGGUGCUGUCGCUCGACGGCUGCAGCCGCGUCAGCGCCGAAGGCGUCCGCGCCCUGCUGCUGCGGGCGCCCGCGGGCGCGACAGUGCCCGCGACUGCGGCGGCGGCGCCGCUAGAGACGCUCAGCUUGGCAGGCUGCGCCGGGCUGUCCGACGCGGCGCUCGCGCCGAUCGGCGAGGCGCUGGCGGCCACGCUGCGCGAGCUGCGCCUGGACGGCUGCCCGCAGGUCACGAACCGCGGCCUGCGGCGGCUGCUGCCGCUGGGCGAGCUGCGGGAGCUGGGGCUCAGGGGCACGCUGGUCCAGCCGCAGGGGCCCGUGUGGCGCGCGCUGCGGCAGCGGGUGCAGCGGCUGGCCUGCGACCCGCAGGCCGGCAUUUAUUGCGUGGGGCUGGAUUGA